GGAGGGGAGAGUUCGGUGGGUGAGGAACAGAGUAGAGCGCCGAGAGUGCACCACCACCACCAUCACCACCACCAUCACCACCACCAUCACCACCAUGAUCUGCUCACCAGUAGCACAACACCCCUCUCGAGGCGCACCCGACCGCUAGAGUUUGAGAAACUCCAGUUGUUUAAUAACAAAAACCCUCCACUUGUAUAAUUACAUAUAGUCAACAUUGGCUUCAUUUUCUAACCCGUGUAACGUAUUGAGCCGAGUAUUGGCGUGCGUCAGGGAGCGCUCGCGAGCGCUGGUCGCGGGGCAUUGAUGCCUGCCGAGGACUCUCGUCUGGUGCGACUCGCCGCGACUCGGGCACGGCACGCGAGGCGCGGGGAGCCGGAGGAGAGCCGCUCCGGGUAGGGCCCAGGGGGACACAGGUGGACACAGGUGGACACAGGUGGACACAGGUGGACACCGGCUCGCGGGAGAGGCAUGCGCGGCGUCACGUCUCGUGCAGGCCACAGCGGCGUGAACCAGCUGGGAGGAGUGUUCGUCAACGGGCGGCCGCUCCCCGACUCCAUCCGCCAGAAGAUCGUCGAGUUAGCGCACAGCGGCGCGCGGCCCUGCGACAUCUCCCGCAUCCUGCAGGUGUCCAACGGCUGCGUGAGCAAGAUCCUGGGCCGCUACUACGAGACGGGCUCCAUCCGCCCGCGAGCCAUCGGCGGCAGCAAGCCGCGCGUGGCCACGCCCGAGGUGGUGGGGAAGAUCGCGCAGUACAAGCGGGAGUGCCCCUCCAUCUUCGCGUGGGAGAUCCGCGACCGCCUCCUCUCCGACGGGGUUUGCACCAGCGACAACAUCCCCAGCGUCUCCUCCAUCAACCGGGUGCUGCGCAACCUGGCGAGCGAGAAGCAGGGAAUGGGGGGCACCGACGGCGUCUACGACAAACUGCGGCUGCUCAACGGGGGGCAAGGGGGGGCCGAGUGGGCGGCGCGGUCCGCCUGGUACCCCGGCAGCUCCGCGGGGGGCGGGGCUGGCGGGGUGGGCUCGGCGGGGGGCGGGGCUGGCGGGGGGGGCGAGAACGGAGCUGCGAGUUCCGCGAGCGACGACUCGGAGGAGGCCCAGAUGCGGCUGCAGCUGAAGAGGAAGCUGCAGAGGAACCGCACCUCGUUCACCCCGGAGCAGAUCGAGGCGCUCGAGAAAGAGUUCGAGAGGACUCACUACCCAGACGUGUUCGCGCGGGAGCGACUCGCCUCGAAAAUAGACCUCCCUGAGGCGCGCAUCCAGGUGUGGUUCUCUAACCGCCGCGCCAAGUGGAGGCGCGAGGAGAAGUUGCGCAAUCAGAGGCGGCAGGGGGGAGCGGGGGGAGGGGGUCCCGCGGGGGCCGGGGGAGGGGUGCCCUCGAGCAGCCACAUCCCCAUCAGCAGCAACUUCAGCGCGGGGGUCUACCAGCCCCUGGCGCAGCCCGCGGCUCCCGGCGCGAUGCUGGGCCGCAGCGACUCGAUGCUAGGGGGCUCGUACGGGGCUCUACCCUCCAUGCCCAGCUUCAGCAUGGCGGGGAACCUCCCCGUGCAGCCCGGCGUGGGCACGCAGACGGCCUCCUACUCGUGCAUGCUGCCCUCCAACCCCGCCGUGUCGUCCUCGCGCGCCUACGAUACGUACACGCCGCCACACAUGCAGGCGGGCCACAUGGGCACGGGGCCCUCCUCCACGGGGCUCAUCUCCCCGGGGGUCUCGGUUCCCGUGCAGGUGCCUGGUACUGACCCGGAUCUCCCCCAAUACUGGCCGCGUCUACAGUAGCGCGCCGCCUCUCUCCUGCGAUGGGCGGUGGGGGGAGGAAGGGGUGGAGGAGGGGCGGGGUGGAGGAGGGGCGGGGUGGGGUACCCCCCCCCCCCGAUCACCCCUCCCACCCGCCUUGAACCCCCAAACUACUGAACCCCCCCGACCGCCUCCGGACCCAAUUGUGGGGUCAGGGUUCGCAAUCCCUGUCGGGGUCAAACUGACCUGACGUGACCCCACCCCCAACGCGAUUAACCCCGCCCCCCGUCCCCCCCACUUACCAAUCAGCCCAAGUAAAAAUCAAUUCCCCAAUCAUCUGAUCUGGGUAUUGUAAUCAUCGGAUAGCAAAUAGAAAAGCGGAAUAAAUUAAUUGGGAAGAGACGAAGUAUACACUGCUACUUGUACAGCAACAAAAACCGACGAGGUACAAAUUAUAAACAUUACAACAAUAUGUGCGUUCGCUCGACUCGCCAGUGUGGCCACCAGCGUCACGGGGCGAGAACCCCGUGACGGUGCGUGGCUGUGGGAGCCAACCUCGGCAGGAGCCUUGCUCCGUCUCCACUCACACGGCUGAGGCCGCCGACAGCCCCAGCAGCAGCAUCUGUUUGGCCAAACUGCGGACCGGUUUCGACUUUCUGGGUCUCAUCAGCAGUCUGGCAUUGCCAGAUGCCAUUGGCACGAGCAAUGCCACAUGCAGUGGCCUGGUGGUGCGUGGGGGGGGGGGGGUUGGAGGUCUCUCGUGGCGUAAUGACGUCAUCAUCGUUUCCACAGCAGUUAAACGUGUGGGUUAUCUGUAAUUACUAUAAUUAUUCAUAUUAUUAAUUAAUAUUCGUCCCGAGUGUGUGUGUCCCGUGUUACUCGCUUGGUCACGACAACUCAAACCCUGCCCUCGAGUCGAACCCAUCCAUCCAUGACCCCCCCUCCCUCCCUCCCGUGACCCUCUUACUCCCGCUCCACGUUUCCAUAAACGAAAAAAUAAAAUUGUGAAACAAAACGAAAUCCUCUCCCCGCGUUCCCUCUCGCCCGCCCCACCCUCGUCCCGACUCCAAGUCAAGUCGCCAACACCCGGGGGUCACUCUUCUCCACAAACUCCUCAAUCACUUCUGUCAUCACGAUAGCGAGGAUAUCGCGGCGGAGUGGUGAUUAUGGUGAUGAUGAUGAUCGGGCUGCAAUUCGUAAAUUCCUCCCCAAAAUUCGAUCCCAACUGUGCUGUCGGUGUCACGGCCAUGCGACGGGAAAUCCUCCAACUGGACGUCUCGCGUGGCCGAGGCAUCCCAGCCCGCGUGAGCAGCCCGCGCGAGCCAAGGGACCGUGGGCCGAGUCGACCCGAGUUCGACUCCUCGUCGGGUCCCACCCACGAGGAGUCGAACUCGCGAGCCGCUCGCCGAGCCACGCGGCCGGAGAUGAAAAUCGCGCCAUCUCAACGCGACCUCAUCGUCGUCGUCUGCGAUAACGAGGUCGUGUUGGAGAGGCUCCCUGUAGCUCCCUCUGUUGGAGCCCUCAUCUGCCGGCAGUGGCGUGAGCGAGCAAUUGCAGGGCUGCGCCUUCACGUGUUUUUUUGAUCGUAGAUUGCAAGGAGCCAGAUCGGGUUGGCACGACCGACGAGUCAUGAGGCCAAUUGAAAACAAAAAUCAUCAUCAGCCGUGAACAAUGCACUGCUGGAUGAAGGCCGGGGUCACGUGAUGUAAACCCGGCCGGCGCCUGAGCCUGACCGCACCACGAGCUGAUCUCUCACCAUCGCUCCCUUACUCCAAAGGGCCCGAAACAAAACGAGUCAAAACCUUCAGGCGAAUUUCAGGACAGCCUCGGGGUACGUACACAGCCUGUUGCGGGCAGCUACAAAGUCCACGCAUCGGUGCAGCGCGCAGCAAACGCUCGCUCGCACGAAACAGCCACCCCCGACCCCCGCGAUGAGGAGGUCGCAAGUCGGUUCUGUGGAGCCAGGGGAGAGGUCAGCUGCAUCGGAGUCUCGUUGUGCAAGAGGCGCCUGGGGCCUGACCCCACUCGCCGCCCCUGCUGCUGCCGGGAGGCGAUGGUUGCGGCGGAAUUUGUAAUCCCAAUCGAGUAAACAAUUUGCGGGAUAAUUGUCGAAUUUGCCAAAUCUGGAAUCAUGAGGCCGGUCACACAAUGGCCGACUGCUGCGAAAUGACGCCUGUAGCCGUCGUCACGUUCGGGCGAUAACCAGGGCGUCCCGCUCCAUUCCAACCGCGAACCUCUGCCACGCAACAAGAAGAAGCCUCGAGGUGUGGGCGACUCGAGAACGGAUAGAAAAUCAACCCCCACCCCUCCCCCUUGGCUUCGCGGGCUUCAGUGGCGUGGGAGUUGCAUCGUCGCCCUGAAACGUGACCGGCCCUACGCGAACGGCGAUCACCUGCAAACCGCUCGUGUUUCUGAAUCUGUUACCGGUUUAGAAAGCCAGAAACCGGUUACCGGUAACAGU
Molecule: messenger RNA, 4192 nt
Organism: Lethenteron reissneri (Far Eastern brook lamprey)
Lineage: Eukaryota; Metazoa; Chordata; Hyperoartia; Petromyzontiformes; Petromyzontidae
Product: paired box protein Pax-6-like
Biological process (GO): regulation of transcription by RNA polymerase II; anatomical structure development
Molecular function (GO): RNA polymerase II cis-regulatory region sequence-specific DNA binding; DNA-binding transcription factor activity, RNA polymerase II-specific
Source: RefSeq, a predicted model, not a curated record